Symbiodinium necroappetens is the source of this 579-nucleotide messenger RNA. NCBI's taxonomy places the organism in Eukaryota, Dinophyceae, Suessiales, Symbiodiniaceae. The record is from the annotation of a GenBank genome assembly.
GACUUCGAAAACGGAGCUACUGGAGUUCUCAUUCAGUACAAGCCGAAGGACUGGGCCUUCGAGCCGGCGCUCAGCAUCGAGCCGAAGGCUCCGGAGGCCAAGCAGGAGGUGGUGAAGAGGAAGGAGGAGCCGCAAGUGGCCUCACUGGAAAUUCUGUCUUCCAUCAUGACAGAGAUGGGCUACGAAGUCGACAUGGACAACCUGGACCAGGGAUUCUUCUCCAGUGGACUGGAUUCCUUCGACAUGGGCGUCAUCCAAAACAGGCUAGGGCGCGCUCUUGGCCGGACACUGCCGGCGACGCUGAUGUUGGACCUCCCCACUGUGAAGGAGCUGACCGAGCAUCUCGACAAGGAGCGCGGCGUAAGCGCUCAAGGUGCCGCCGAAGCCGAGGCCAUUACGGCUCAUACCGAGGUCAUUGAGGAGCGGCGCGAGCGCCCGGAGCGUCGCACCGAGCGUGCCAGCGACGAGACCAUCACCGAGUGGGUCCGCUGCUGGCGUCAGUACCUCUACAAGAAGCAGAAGGUGCCGAGUUGUGCCAAGGGUCCCGAGGGCGAGGGCGAGGGGAAGACACCCUUCUGA